Lactuca saligna is the source of this 357-nucleotide messenger RNA. NCBI's taxonomy places the organism in Eukaryota, Viridiplantae, Streptophyta, Magnoliopsida, Asterales, Asteraceae. The record is from the annotation of a GenBank genome assembly.
AUGGGGCCCACAUCUCUCUCUCUCCCCUGCCCCUUCUUGAUCGCAGCCAAAGCAACAAUGGACGUUCUUCCUGCUUCAACCACUGCCCAACCACCAAUUGCAGCUGCUUUGCUCAGUAGAUUCGUGAGAGCCGGUGACGAGAUUCGACCAACAAAGGAGCACCGGUCUCGACGAAUCCCUCCCCUUUCUUCACGAUCUGCCUCACAAAACCACCCCAAUCAACCCCAUGCCCCCCGCUAUCACCAUGGAUCGAAGGCAAUAGCCCCAUUGUCUCCAUCCACUACCUGCUGUGUUGCCUCCGAUUUGCUCCACCCUCUCCCUCCCUUUGUGUUAUCUUCUAAUCAGACAAGGAAGUAA